AAGCCCGGAAGUGUUGUUCAGCCUCGACGAUGUGCCUCAUUAGCUAAAAGCUCGUUUUCCUAGAAUAAAUAUAUAUUUUUAUUUUUUCAAUAGAAAGUAACGUGACUCAUCCGUUUCAUUCAGCUCUUUGGAGGAAGGAAAUGGCAUGAGUAAAUGAUGCUACAGUCACCUGCUUGCAGAGGACCCCCUGCCCCUGUCGUCGCUGAGGCUACUGGUUCCACCUCUGAGGGUGAUGACGGCUGUGAUGUGGAAGGUUGUUCGUCUGAGGAGCAUCCCUCAUUAUGGAAUGGUGGAGGAGUUUGUUUCCUUAGUAACUGAAGCUGUCCCUGACAUCUUAACAGACAGGCAGAUGAGACUGCUCAGUCUGGGCUUAAGAGCAAAGGUGACAUUGCAGAUGUUACGUUCUGAACAUUCAGAAGAUCUUGGUGGUGUUAAAACCCUCUUAAACAGCCUUCUGACAACUACCUCAAAACAGGUUCAUCCAAGAAACGAAGCUCCUGUAGCCAACUUUGUCAGGCUUGUUAGAAGACUCCUGGAGGAUCCGAAAGAGAGGGAGCACUUCUUCAUGAAUGUGUUUCCUGUGGAGUUUGGACCUGACUUUGAUAUAGCUCUGGAGACACUGAUUUGUGACUUCCUCACCCGACUGGAAGAGUUGCUGCUCAUACCAAACUUCAAGCAGACUGCAGUGUGGAUGAGUGACACACCCUCCGGGCUAGAAGAAUACAUGCAGUGUGUAUACAAAGAGGAUGACCUUAAAGUACUGCUCAGAAGCAAGGCCCACUGUGGUAAAAUGGCCGAUAUGGAUGCCAGUGUGCCCUCUCCCUCGGAGCAGCAGCUGUUCUCAUCAUUAUCCAGCCCUCCCUCACUGCUAGAGAGUACCGCCAAAGAUGCAGAAAUCAAUGCAGCAAUACAGAUCCAGAGAGAAUCUGAUGGAAUUCCUCCCCGGGACGCAGGAAGUAUGGCGAUACAGGAUGCAACAUGGCCAGCUGAGGAGGAAACCAACACGUGGUGCAGCAGCAAUGCAGAACAAACAAUUGCAGAGACAUGCAGUGACAGCAUUCCUGAUGCUGAUGUAGUGGAGGAGCAUUGCGGCAGGAUGUCGGGCACCUGCGAUGGAGCUCCCGCUACAUCUACUGAGAGUCUGAUAUUGUCCAGCUCCGUGAUUGACGCUCCACAGCAGAGAGUUGCACAGAAAUGCACUCAGUGUGGAAAGUGCUUUGUAUAUCGUUACGAACUCCUGGAGCAUCAGAGGCUGCACACUGGAGAAAACCCUUACAAGUGCUCCCAGUGCGGGAAAGCCUACAGGAGGAGCUCUGAUCUGUCAUAUCACAGGCGGAAACGGUGCCCAAAAGCAGCUCAUAUUUGCAUCAAAUGUGGGGGUACUUUUCAAUCAAUGCAGGAACGAUGUAAACACCAGUGUUAUGUCCCAAAGUUUGACUGUUCUCAUUGCGGAAAGAGCUUUAAGACAAAGCACUUGCUGAGUAAGCAUGAAGUGACUCACAGCCAGGAACGGGUGUUCACGUGCAGACAGUGUAGGAAAGCGUACCCCAAUAUUACUGAGUUAAGAUCCCACCAGAGGAUCCAUCCUGCCGACUUGUCCACUCCAUGCACGCAGUGUGGGAAGUAUUUCCGCUCUGUGGCCAGUUUGGCAGCCCACGAGCUGCACCACAGGAGACCGAAAACCCAGGUGUGUGUGAGUUGUGGCAAAGCUUUCAGGAACAGUCAUGAGCUGAAUCUCCACAUGCGCAGUCACACGGGUGAGAAGCCAUUUCAGUGCACAUACUGUGGGAAAAGUUUCUCCGCAAGAGGAAACCUGAACGUCCACAUAAGGAUCCACACUGGAGAGAAACCGUAUAUGUGCACUGACUGCGGCAAGGCUUUUGUUUCAGCCGGCGAGCUGCAAAUACACAGACGCACGCACACGGGGGAAAAGCCGUACAAGUGCACUGUGUGUGGGAACGGAUUCACCAUGGCGAGCAAAUUGACAGUGCAUAUGCGCGUUCACACCGGAGAGCGUCCUUUCAUCUGUUUUGAGUGUGGGAAAGGUUUUUCACGUGGCCACGAAUUGAAAAAACAUACCAUGACUCAUACAGGGGUGCGACCGUACGCUUGUCAGCAUUGUGAGAAGGCUUACACGUGCCACAACCACCUGAAGAGACACUUGAAGACUCACACUGUGGUGCAAAUUCCAUAGAUUACCAUUUGACCUAAUUCUGGAUGUAUUGGUGCAAUUAGCCAGUACUGAUAGCGAUGCUGAUUUAAUGCCAUCUCCAUCUCCUGUAAGGACUGUGUUGCAAAGGUUCUUGUUUUCAAUGACUGAUUCUUGAUUUAUUUGUUUCCGGAUCUUUUCUCAUUGUAUCCUCUGCAAAUAAAUUCAAACGUAUUACUGUUUUUCUGUGACACCCUCAAACAAUAAAUUCCCAAUAAGCUAUGA
Pungitius pungitius (ninespine stickleback) is the source of this 2434-nucleotide messenger RNA. RefSeq lists its product as uncharacterized. Bases 233 to 2194 code for a protein of 653 amino acids. Gene Ontology annotation, molecular function: DNA-binding transcription repressor activity, RNA polymerase II-specific; RNA polymerase II cis-regulatory region sequence-specific DNA binding. The record is from RefSeq and is a predicted model, not a curated record. The transcript has 7 exons. Gene Ontology annotation, biological process: regulation of transcription by RNA polymerase II. Lineage: Eukaryota; Metazoa; Chordata; Actinopteri; Perciformes; Gasterosteidae. Gene Ontology annotation, cellular component: nucleoplasm.